AUAUUAUCUGUCCUAUAAAAGGGUCUGAAUUGUAUGCCAUAUAUCAAUUGUUCUUCUGAUUCCAACAUGAGAGCAGCUAUAAUACUUGGACUAGUCGCGCUUCUAUCCGCAGUUAGCGCCCUUCCAGUCGAUGAUCGCGUUAACGGCGAGAAUGGCUGGUACAUUCCCCAAUCAGACGGCUCCUUCGUGUGGAUGGAUAUGGACGAGGCCGAAGAUAUGUUGUCGAAGCACGAAGAGUUGGAGGGACGCAUCAGCACCAACGCUGUGAACUUCUACCUUUACACAAAGUCCAAUCCCACCAGUGGACAGGCAAUUUCGGCGUCAGGCUCAUCCGUUGCCAAUUCACACUUCAACAAGAACAAUCCCACACGUUUUGUUAUUCACGGCUGGACACAGAGUCAGUCGGAUCCGAUGAACACUCAAAUUACCAAGGCAUGGCUGUCCAAAGGAAACUACAACGUCAUCGUUGUUGACUGGGCUCGUGCACGUUCCGUGGACUAUGCCUCUUCCGUAGUGGCUGUGCCCGGCGCUGGUGCUAAGGUCGGACAAAUGGUCAAGUAUCUGGAGAGCAGUCACGGUAUGUCUCUGAGCACUCUGUAUGUCAUUGGACACAGUUUGGGUGCCCAUGUUGCGGGUUACACUGGCAAGACCGUUGGUGAAGGUCGCAUCCACACCAUUAUUGGCUUGGAUCCUGCUCUGCCUCUGUUCAGCUAUGACAAGCCCACCAAGCGUUUGUGCUCCGGCGAUGCUUUCUAUGUCGAAUCCAUUCAGACCAACGGCGGCAAGCUGGGUUUCCUCAAGCCAAUCGGUAAGGGUGCCUUCUACCCCAACGGCGGCAAGUCUCAGCCCGGAUGCGGAGUAGAUGCCACUGGCUCCUGCUCCCACGGCCGCUCUGUGACCUACUAUGUUGAGGCUGUCACCGAGGACAACUUCGGCACCAUCAAGUGCGGAAACUAUGAGGCAGCAGUCGCCAAGGAUUGUGGCAGCACCUACAGCAGUGUUCGUCUGGGAGCUGAUUCUAACGCCUACAUGGUCGCCGGCGAUUUCUACGUGCCUGUGAACAGCAAGGCUCCAUACGGCAAUAUUCACUAAUUACCGUUACAGCAAUAAACGCAUUUAUUUGAAAAACAA
Messenger RNA from Drosophila grimshawi, 1131 nucleotides. Its product is annotated as phospholipase A1. Bases 34 to 1092 code for a protein of 352 amino acids. The transcript has 2 exons. NCBI's taxonomy places the organism in Eukaryota, Metazoa, Arthropoda, Insecta, Diptera, Drosophilidae. The record is from RefSeq and is a predicted model, not a curated record. Gene Ontology annotation, biological process: lipid metabolic process. Gene Ontology annotation, molecular function: lipase activity.